AUGGACCAAAUCAACUCCAUCAAAACAAAAUCCAUACUUCCCAUACCCAUAAAGGAAUAUAGCGCCUGUUUCGCCAUCCAAGCUGCGGAGAAACCUUCAAACCCUACCCCAUCUCCACCAAAGAACAAGGACAUCGACCAAAAUCAAGCUUCGAUCUCCAAGAAAACUGGCAGAACACCUCUCCCAUCAGCACCUCUUGCUCCCACACGUUUCGCAUAUAAUGGUCGUGCAUAUGAUUCAUGGCAAGCUCGCAAGAGAACACUUCGACGUCGGGGUAUCGAAAUCCGGAUUCGAGAACCGAGUGUUGCUGAGAAGCGAUUGAAAUAUCGAUGCAAGGAAUUGAGUGGACUCCGAUGGUCGCAAACUUAUUUUGAGAAGUAG
Sclerotinia trifoliorum is the source of this 381-nucleotide messenger RNA. The record is from the annotation of a GenBank genome assembly. Lineage: Eukaryota; Fungi; Ascomycota; Leotiomycetes; Helotiales; Sclerotiniaceae.